AUGGAAUCGGUUCCGAAUGACGGGAAUAAUGAUAACAAUGGUAUUCUUGAUGACAAGGAUCGAUCUGAGACAACAUUAGACCUGAGUAUUGAUCUAAAACAUUCGUUACUUGAAGGAGGGAGCACCAAUUUUGAAGAAGGUUCUUUGCAAAGCGAAAAUCCUGACAAAGGUAUAUUGAAUUAUCAACAUGCAUUAAACGAGGCUUUAUCAUUUGAUUCGCCAAGCGUUCCUGGAAGUGGAAGUGAUUUCGAUGCGGUGUUGCAAGUAAUGGAUGGUAAUGGUGAAAGUGUACGUGAAGUCGAGGGCCCCGGUGUAAGAGAAGAAGAAGAAAAGGGACCAACGUCAACUCAAAUUAUAUUUGAUCAAAAUGUUGGCCAACAAAAUGCUUCAAAAGGAUUUUUUGCAAAAAAUAUGAUCAAAACGAUUCUACCCUCUUCCUGGAGAGAAAAAGAUGGUUCUUCGGAAUUUGUCAAGGUUAUUUUUCACGCUCACCUUCCAAGAUCCAUUGAAAACGUGGGAGAACCUGUUGUCGUUGGUAAUAUAAAAGAGUUAGGUAAAUGGACAGAUCCAAUUAUUCAACUUCAGCAAAUAUAUAAUCGUUCGAAUUCAUAUUUCUAUCCUACCGCCGGCAUACACUGGUCCUCCGAACCUAUCUCAAUACCUAUUGCUAGUUUCGAACAAGGAGUUAAAUACCGUUAUGGCAUUUAUCGCUCUUCAGACAGAAGGACGAGCAAAGAUGGUGACUUUUAUUUCGAAGAUGGGGAACUUCGUAACUUGGACAUUAGAGGCGGUAAUCAGUUUGAUAUUGUUCAUGAGAUAAGAGUUGAACGUAAUGUUUAUAUCUUGAAGGAAAUUGAAAGCCGUGAUCACACAUUUUUGGAUUUCCUCGUUCAUUCGUUAACAUCCGACAACGUCAAAGAAGUAAUCUUAGAGUUCCAAAAUCUCGCAGAGAAAUUUCCAAAUUACACGAAAUUUGGAAUGAACUGUAGGUUUAUUAUCGAUAACUCACUGGAAAUAAAAUCAAAAGAAAAACGAAUUUUUAUGUGUUUCCUACUGGGCUAUUAUGUCACUACUCGCCCAAGGAUUUCUUUUGGGAACAUUUAUGUGUUACCCACCGAUUUUCCAUCAAGUCACUUCAUCGAGAGUCUUGAAAAAUAUAACCCAGAUCGAGUGCCGGUUGAAUCGCACGAUACUUUCUUGGCAGCCACGUUCGCCUUAGUUAGAAAUAAUUCUUCUUCGGGUUCAUUUGACUGGUUGAAGAUUUUUGCCAUAGCCCAUUUAUUGGAUCCAAAGUACACAUUCAUUGAAGGUUUAUUAGACCAAAGGUAUAAUGAAGAACGGCUACAAAAACUCUUUCGGCUUUUUCAAAAACAAGUUACUCCAUACGUUAAUAAAAUAGAGGAUCCGGAGCUCUAUGCGAGAAUUGCUAGGUGGCUGAUUCGAAUAUGCAAUAACAUUGAAAUUCAAGAAAUUAUAUCUGCCGGAGAUGCGAUGGGUCUCAUAAUAUCAUUUGAGAAAAUACCGCCCGAAUUGCGAGACGAAGUUUCUGAAGUUUUCCGCAGAAGAACAUUAAGAUUGUUUGGUUACGUGAAUCUCGAGUGGAGCAGGGGGAAUGCGAAGGCUGUGCUAUCUAUCUUGCGAAAUUCACAAUUCAAUUGGAAAGAAGAGGACUUCUCCGAAGCUCUUGAGCUAAUUUCCCAAUCCACAAAAUGGUUUUUGUUAGAGAUUUUCCCGUAUUUGCUUGAACAUUGGUUUACGCUUUUCAAAAACCCCUCUGAAAAGAUUUCGGAUAUUUGCAGUAGUUGGUAUCAGCAAUUCUUGGAUCAACUCGCCGACAACAUGCCUUCAUCAGAGGUCAAUGAUUGGCAGUUUGUACUUCACAUAUUUGAAGUAUUGUCCGGAUCAAUCACCGUUCAAUGUUUACAGGAGAUACUCAAAUACGACAAUGAAAAGUUGAUUCGGUUUUUCGAUUCCGCCGUCGUCCGAACGGAUAAUCCGAGGCCAGUUUUAUUUGGAGAUGAUGAUAUCAACAAAUUACGCAAGCAGUGUUCUGAUCAUGAACAAAAGUUGGAUCAAUUCCGAAUCUUUUUCAGUCAGUUUUGCCCGCAUGCAAAAGUUAAGGAUGUUCAGGAUUAUCUUGACAACCUCGAUCAGCGGAUAAAGGAAUUGAAAAAAGUUAAGCUUAAAGAAACUCAGGGGGUCGAUUAUUGGCAUUUUUACAGGAAAGUUGAGAAAUCCGCAGAACGCGCCUUUAAGCUCUCCAAGUCCCAAAUCUUCCGAAACAUAUUUGACUCUAAAAUUCAAGCCGAGGAGGCCGAUUUGACUGUCGAGGAGGUGGCGCAAAGUCUUAUGGUGAAAGUGUUUGAGAGUUAUGAUGAGUUGUGUAGAAGUUAUAAGGGAUGGGAAAAACUUUUAUGUUCUUAUGGUAGCAUCCUGUGGAAAAAUGUUACCAAUGUUAACCUGGAACUUGAUUUGAUGAGAGACUAUGUAAAAAUAGAAAGGAAUGAAAAAUUGAUUAAAACCCUUGGCUAUUUAUCUCAAGUUCCAAAGCAAAUUGAAAGGCUUCGACAAUUGUCAGCAGUCGCGGCUAUGUUUAAGGUCACCCAUACAACUAACGAUUGGCUCGAAAAAUUAAUAUUUGUCCUCGAGAAGGAUUAUCUGUGGUUAGAAAAGCUGGUGGAUUUUUUCGAAAUAUAUAAUAAGCACCUUUCGGAGGUUGAUGAAAAUUGUUGGGAAUUGAUUAAGGAGUUAUCUAUCGCCAGCGAUUUCAUCAUAUUCCUUCGAAGUGUUGCCGAGCAUGAUAUUAAAAACUUGAUUAAUGGGGUGGACGAUUCGGAUGAGCGACUUAUUCAGGAAGAUACCGUGUCGUCGCUCAUUCAAGUAAAACAAUUCCUAUUGCCAUUACUUAAUUGCGCAGAGAAAUUAUCACUUAAAGAAUUUUUGCACGAGCUGCGCGGUAUCACCGAUGCGAACCCGUCUUUAGGUAGUAAAAUUGCGUUGUGUAAUAGUAGCAACAUGGCAUUACAAAACAUGUACAACAACAUAUCAAAUCGUGGCGAAGUGACCAAAGAGAAGAUCAGAAAUGCCGUGAAGAAAGGUACAUACACAUUCCAAAGAACCAAAAAGAAUGAUAAUUGUUCCGUUCUGUUGACGUACCCAUCAAACACCGAGACUAAGCCAUACUCUCUAAGCGAUUUGCAAGAUCUUCGUGGGCGUGCCCUACUAAUUGCCAAACCUGCGGCGGCCGUGGAUUUGGCAAUUGCCACUGUUAGUGGGUCGGUAAUGCAGGAUGUGUCAAAGGAUAUUAUGGAUGAGUUCGUGGUUCAAGUGGAUUUAGCACAAGAAGUAUUAAAUGUGGCAUCAAAGUUAAUACUGAUGGGGCAUUUUGGAUAUCGAAAUUUCAAGAAGUCUGUCAAAGGAACAACCGCAUUACAACAACUGGAGCAGGAGUUAAAAGAACAACUUGAGCAGUGGGAGGACAUCGUGAACAAGGCUCAAGAGCAACACUAUUAUCUGACUUUCUUCCCGGCUCGACAUAUACUGGCGUUCUAUGACUAUUUUACAUUCGAGAAGCAGACAAGUGAUUCGGAGUGCAACACUCUCAUAAGAUUUGUAAACAACGGCGCUACCUUGCCUGAUAGAUCUCCCGAAUAUGGCGAAUAUCUGCAAAAACAAGAUUACUACCAUAUUCUCUGUCAAAUAGGGAGCAAAUUAAAAGAAACCUUCGAAAAGAUUCCAAGGCAAUUUCGCCGAGUCGAAUUCAAAGGAGGUCGCGUAGCCUCAGACAUAGUAUAUCGUGGAAAGUUAUUUGUGGCUGCCUGUGGCGACAAGACUCUUGUUCCGAACAUAAUCAUGUCACUAUAUGCUAACCAUGGAUCUUAUCCUCAGCCAUGGCAACUACUUUUGUGCACCGCGCUAACAACUAUGGAAGAACUUGCGAUUUUCAUUAAGCGAUGUUUCUUUGCGGCUAAAAAUGGAUAUAACAAUCACUUGUUCUGCAUUGCAAACCUGGAACUUCUCGAUUUCGAGUUACAAUACAACCUUGUCAACAAUAUCCGAAGGAUGCGAGAAAUGCAACCGGAUUAUUUUUUGGCCCUCAUAUGCUGUCGAGAAGCUGGAAUGCAUCAUCACAUCUUGGAUCAAUUUAGUCAGGAUGUACACGCAACUUCCGGUCUUGGCGUUGAAGCCAUGAAAAAGAUAUAUCAGGAAUUAUGUCCUAAUGCGUUUUGUGUAUCUUCGGACCUUUCCGGUCAGGGAAAAACGGAACAUAUCAGGCAAUUCAGUUUUUCGAAACGCAAAAUCCUUCGUAGUUUCUUGAUUAGCGACGAAGUGGAUUUCGGGACGUUGGUUCAUCACUUGAAAGAAUUCAAGAUCCGACCUAUAGAAAGUUUACAUAUAAACAUAGUCUCCGCCGAUUUUCCUCUAGAUGUCAAUACGUUCCUGUUUGAAUUAUUGACUUUAGGCAUGGUGUCAAGUAAUAUGGACAUUGCGUGUCUACCUGAUACCCCUGUUUAUAUCGAAAUUGCGUCCACUAUCAAUCAGACUUUGCUGAAAUCUUUACCUAUGGUUGAAAAUCUUGCCAACAUUCAUCUUACUUGGGACAUAAAGAACCUGGUAAUUUCCCGGGAACUCAAUAGUCCCAUUCAAGUUGUCUGUCAUUAUUUUGACGCCUAUGAGCUUUCGACACUUGACGAAAAAGACAUUACCUUCAAUGAUGAUUCGUUGCAACCUUUGAGUGCUCAAAGAUGCCAACAACUCCUUGACACAUAUUUGUUUAACGCGAGCACGGACGAUAUAUUUUCAUUUAGAUUUGUAGAAAUAUUUGUCAACGUGUUGGCCGAUCAACUAGUUCGUCUGUCAUCAAGUUCGUUCUUUAAAGUGGAUAAUUUGAAGUUAAUGGUGAUGGAUAAGACCAUACGAAAGACUCUCCUCGAAACUCUACUUCAGGUUUCCAAAGAUUUUGCCACUAGAUCGAUAAAGACGAAAGCAGCACAGAUAGAGUCCACCAAUGUGGAUGGCAACGAAAGAUUGGGCACAAUCGUGCAAUGGGACGACUCAAAUCAUUUGUUGGUGUUCUUUUUGUCACAAACACCGGAUUCCAUUUGCGCUUUGUAUCGAAACAAGAACAAAGUUCCAAAUAACGUCAGAGUUUUGCUGAAAAGUCAAUAUAUCGGGGAAAAGAAAUGGGAACUGGAAGAUUAUAAUAGGAUGGAUGCGGAAACCUUAUUGGUGAAAUUAGAAUGCAUAGCUAGAAAGACCAUACAUGAAAUCGAGUACCCUCAAUACGCGCUGUCGGCCGAUAAUUUAUUGAAGAUGGCCUUAAUUUUGCUAAGAGCGCGUGCGAACAUUCCGGUCAUUGUUUGUGGCGAGGCUGGAUGUGGAAAGACAAGUUUAAUUGGAUUCUUGGCCAGAGUUGUGGAAGUUGAAUUUUAUCCGUUAAAUCUCCACGCCGGUAUCACAGAAGCCACAAUUUUACAAUUCAUGAGUGAUGCUCAGGCAAAGGCCGAAGAAAAAGAGAUCUGGCUGUUUUUCGAUGAGAUCAACACGUGCAACCACAUCGGCCUCUUGGCCGAUCUAAUUGCUCACAGAAUGCUUCUCGGAAAGGAAAUUCAUUCUAAUAUAAGAUUGUUCGCGGCGUGCAAUCCAUAUCGCAUUCGUACCAAAGCUCAGAGCGAAGUCGGUCUGCAAACUAAGGAGACCAGGAAAUACGAGGAACAAAGUCACCUUGUCUAUCAAGUAAAACCUCUCCCCGACCAAAUCCUUGACUAUGUUUGGGAUUAUGGUGUCUUGCAACCAAAGGAAGAAAAGAAGUACAUCACCAUCAUGGUGUCGGAUUCGUUGAAGGAGUUAAGUCACCAAGUCUUACCCGAGCUUUUAUUCGAGUCCCAGCAAUUUAUUCGUACAUCCGAAGAGCCCUAUAGCGUUAGCUUACGUGAUGUCAAGAGAGCGAUCAAACUCGUCGAUUUCUUUUACAAGAGUUUGAAAAAUCGACCACCCCGUAGAAAUGCGCCGAGGUAUCCGCCGCAAGGUGAACUAACUUUAUCAAUGCGAUGUUACAUUUUAUCGAUGGGAUUAUGCUAUCAAUCGAGAUUGUACGAUCAAAUGCUAAGAAAAAAAUAUAGAGUCAAAAUGUGUGAGAUUUUGAGAAGGCACGGUGUAUUCAUCGAUGAAGGAUUAUUCAAUCAUGCCAUUCGGCAGGAACAAGAGGAUUAUGUGAAUAGGAUGACGUGUCCACCAAAUACCGCAAAGAAUGAGGCGCUAUUAGAAAAUGUUUUGGUUAUGAUUGUCUGCAUUCUCACAAAAAUCCCAGUCUUUAUUAUUGGGGCUCCGGGCUCCUCAAAAUCUUUAGCCAUCAGGCUUGUGAGUCAAAAUCUCCGCGGUUCUGAUUCCAAUGAUGAAUAUUUCCGGAAUCUUCCGCAGGUUUAUCUUAUUCCUCAUCAAGGUUCAUCAUCGUCAACAUCUGAUGGUAUUCUCAAAGUUUUCCAAAAAGCUGUUAAUUAUCAAGAAACAAGUUCCAAGGAAUUUCCGGUUAUCAGUGUCGUUUUGCUUGAUGAAGUCGGUCUUGCAGAAACCAGUCCAUUUAAUCCAUUAAAAGUACUUCACUCAUUACUUGAACCAAGUUAUCCGUCGGACGGUCCUUCGGUAUCAGUUGUCGGGAUUUCCAAUUGGAGAUUGGAUAACAGUAAAAGCAGCAGGGCUUUAUUGGUGCAGCGACCAAAAUUCGACCAGGAAGAUCUCGUGGAUACAGCUGUUCGAUUGUUACACUCCAAGACAAAUACCCAAAUAACAAAAGCAUCUCUUCAACCAUUAGCAAAAGCUUAUUCCGAAUACGAAAAACGGGGUCAAGCCCUUCCGAAUUUUCACGGCCUUCGUGACUAUUAUGCCCUCGUUAAAAGUUUGUCGCUUGGCGAUUUGACACCUGAAAACAUUCAAAUGGCGUUGGUUCGUAAUUUCGGUGGCACAGAUCAAAAUGCAAGAUUAUGCGAAGAGUUCUUUGGUGAAGUUUUACGCGCCUUCAACAAUUCCCGGCAUUGGUUCUAUAAACCGAUACCCGUCGAAGAUCUUAUUAAUGCAAAUUUGGAUGACGAGGGAGCGAGGCAUUUGAUGGUUAUUGGAAAAAGUGAUUCCAUUGUGAACUUGCUGACCUACCAACUGAGAAAGAGGGGUUUGGAUCCUGUAGUUAUACUGGGAUCACAGUUUCCCGACGAUCAAGAUGACUAUUCCUACAGUGUAUUGAGCAGGAUCAUGAUGUGCGUUGAAGCAGGAAGGCCUUUGAUUUUAACCGAUCUAGAAAUCAUCUAUGGAAGUCUUUAUGACCUAUGGAAUCAGAAUUACAUUGUAGUUGGUAGUGCGGAUGAUCCAAAAUACUAUACAAGAGUAGCUCUCGGUGCUUAUGCAAAUCCCAUGCUGCAAGUUUAUGUGGCAAAGACCUUCAGAUGCAUUUUGGUAUUGGAUGAAAAGAAACUCGAGAGCGCUGAUCCACCACUUCUCAAUCGAUUUGAAAAACAAAGGAUGACCAUCAACGACACGCUCUCCGAUAAUCAAAAUGGAAUGGUUCAGCAGCUAUUUGACUGGGCAAAACAAAUGUCUUCGGUCUCUGUAAAAAACAUGCAUGACGCUAACGCGAGAUUUGCAUUAAAGGAUCUCUUCAUUGGGUUUGAUUCGGACGAAACCUUACAGAGCUUGGUAAUCGAUUUGACCAAGAGUUAUCCGGAUGAAGAAGAAAACGUAAUUAUCAAUAAAUGCAAAGAAAAAUUGAUUGCCAUAGCUUCUUCGGAUGGCAUUAUUCGAGCGGAAAGAUCGUCUCUAAGUCAAGAGGAAAAACUUUACUGGAAGAAUUUUUACUUCAAGGUUCAACAUCACGAUUGCAUUUCCGAUCACUUCCAUGCGCUACUUGAUGAUCCAAUGGUCGCCAAGAAUAAUCCGGAUGGACUUCAAGUUAUUAUCAACACCUUCUCAAAUAUCAACACCGAUAUCAAAGCAUGCCUGGAGAAUGUGAUCAGUUGUCAGGUGGAUAAACUUUCCACCUUCAAGACCGAAUCUCAACUUCAAAAUCGUGUGAAGCACUUCUGGUUGGAAUCCGCUCACCAGAUGUUGGUUCUCCAAUGUGAUGUCACCACCGUUAACGCUGGAUGCAUUAAGUUGGCUAAAUUCAUUAUCGAACAAUUUAGAAAUGAAUUUUUAAUGAAAAGGAAGCAAAGGUCGGAGGCGAAUUUACAAGCAAAACACUGUUGCAUCAUAUUGCACGUUCACCGCGAGCAAGAAAAUUCUUUGGCUUCGUUUAAUUUCAUGUGUGGCUGGGAUCAAGUGACUAUCGAGACAUUGGUGCCACAAGAAAAAUCUCUUUCGAUGCUCUUGGGAGGAAGCUUGUGCGAUGUCAUAAACACCGCAUAUCCAUUUGAUGAAAUUUUGUCGCAGGAAUUGCUUUGGUGUUUGCUGUGCAUGAAAUACCCUUCAAACUAUCGAGCCAUUGAACACAUCAAGAUUCUGAAUUCACAAAUUUAUAAUCAUCCGAGAUUGAUUAAAUGCAUCAAACAACAAGCACAAGAAUGGCUUCAAGAACAUUCUCCGGAUAAUUGGCAAUACAACGUGGCAUCUAGCAAGAAAUUAUUGUAUCCAUACUCUUCAUUUUCUGUGGCGUUACAAGCUUACAUCAGAUCGUUCGUUAGAAAACCAAUCGCAAGGGUUUUGUGUGCUCUCGAGAGAUUGUCAGUUACCAGGACGUUCUUUAAUCUAGACGGGCCGACUGAGUCGAAAGAGAAUAGUGAACUACUUGAUUUCUGGUUUAGAAUGUUUAAUGAUAACAAGAUUAUUAACAUCGAAGAAUUACCGGAACCUUCACCUGAUAAUUACAAUAUGCCGCCUGGAAUUUACGAUCUCAAGUUUCCAUUUUCUUACUAUUUCAUGAAGCAAAUUGACAACUUCAAAACCCUAUACAUAGAAGAAGUUGACAUGCUACGCAAUAAUUCUGACAACAUUGAUCCCUUUACUGGAGAACUUUACCAGCAAGUAGUUGAGAAUCACAUUAAAGAAUUCACCAAAAACAUUUUCAACAUGGUUCCUAUUUUCAAGUCAUCUCCAAUUGAUCGAGCUCCGAAGCUGUAUUUUAAAGACUUCGUUUCUGUCAUUGCAUAUAAUGAACCGGGCAACAAGGAUCCGGAUAUACUCGAGUUCGUAUUUACCCGGAGACUUGGAACCGAAAAAAUAUUGAAUCCAGUGAUUUUGCAUACAUAUUGGUGGAAACAUGGAAAUUCGAUUCUGGCAGAACUCCAGUUGGCACAGAUGAUCCCUUCGAUCAUCAUGCAAAUUAAUGAAGCCGAGGUGACCGAGGAUUCCGCGUUUGAGCGAUUCUUGGUGGAAGAGGCCUCAAGAAUAAUGUUAGAGAGAAUCGGGGAUAGUUCAAAAGGUGCGGAGAUUCAUUACCUGGAAUCAGACCAAUGGAGACAUGAAGUUGGCAAGAUCAUCGCGCUGAGUCAAAAAAUUCCUGGAUCCUCAAGAUUGCCAUCCCUUCAGAUAUUAAAAUUCUGCGAUGAUCUGCUCGCCACCACAUCGUUCACACGUCAAAAUAUGGAAAAAAUCGUACGACUGGGGUUAAACGGUAAUUUCAAUGAGAUACUCUCGACCGAUUUUGUGAACACGGUCUUAGGAAUGUUUGCCAAAUUCCCUCAGGGUGAGGAGAAUUUGGUUGCUCAGAGGUCAUUCAUAUUGAGAUGUUUAGAGUUAAUACCCGUCGAGUCAAAAGUGCGUCUCAACCUCUACAAAAACUUGUUCACCCACGAACCACUCCCGUUAAUGAGGGUUAUAGUGUUUAGAAUUUUUAAGACCGAAGAAACUAAAAACAAAAAUACUUUCAUCAAACUGAUUACCCAACCAGUUGACACCCUCGGUCUUUCACCUCGACUUAGCAUAAUCAACAAAAGCCUUAAAAUCACCGAACUGGAUUCGCCAAUGGCAGCAAUAUGUUGCGACACAAUUCAACAAGAGUUUUUCUCGGGAGCAAGUUUUAAUCAGAUGGCUCCCUUUUAUCGUCACGCUGCGGCUGCAUUGGUUGAUGCCCAAGUACAACCGCUGCAAAGGAUUGCAUCGGUUGCAUUUCUCAAAGAGUUUACCCGGCUAUUAUGGAAUUUAGUUAUACAAGAUAGCCUUGAUGGAUCCGUAAAUUUUUCAGUCGUGGAAUCUGGUGGAAAUCAACUCUUCUUUGACAUUAAUAGUUCAAUAAGUUCGCCACACCCGCUGAUACAUUCGCUUAAAAUCUAUUUCCUUCGGGACUUGCGACAAAGAGGAUUUGCCAGUGACGAAAUAAGACGAUUUUGCGAAGCGCAGUCAGAAUUCUUGCCAUGGUUUAACGAUUUCAAGUGGGACAAUAAUGAACAAGGUCGAUUGCCAUUCAAUCCAUACUGGUCAGUUGACGGCCAUGCUGAAACAGAAAAGGCUUUCUCCAAUUUCUAUAACGUUAACAACAAGGCACCCUUCACCCAAGUCAUUCAGCGAUUAAAACAAGACAGUUCAAUUGAUAUUCGUCUUUCUAUGUUCGGAAUAGCCGCGGCGAAUUUACAUUUCGUGCGAUCUACACGAGAAUGGCUUGAUCCGGAGAAUCAAGUUGCCGAAUAUCUGCUCAAAGAAAUCGAGUCGGAAAUGAGUCUUCCAGAAGCAUACAAACAGAUCAUUAAGAGUAUUCUGUCGAACGAUCAUUUCCUAUUUAAACUUGACGCAGGGAUCAGCAGCGGAGAGUUAAUUAUGAAGUCGGUAUUAGCGUACGUUAUCGGAGCACACGCGUCACUGCCAACGGAGACGUCAACUUUAGCCGGAUACUUGCAUAACUUGCAAGGUAAUCGAGAUGAUUUUGUCUUAGCGUGUCAAUCGGACGUGGAAUCAAUGUUGUUUAAUGCAGUUGCCGAAGGAGGAGUUACUAGGUACUCGUGCAAGUGCGGACUUAAAUACGUGAUUGCUAAUUGUGGUGGGGCUGUCGUAGAGAGUACAUGUCCCGAAUGUAAGAAUAAAAUUGGUGGUACGAAAUAUAACAUUGCCGCAGGCAAUACUCGCAUUGACUCCGCCCCUAUUAGUGCGAUAACGGCUAAAGACCAGUCCGGGUAUAUUGGAGAGCCACUUAACAAUGACCCUACUUACUGCGUUCGAAAGAUGUCACCCGCUUCUUACAGGAUACUCCACUUUUUCGUUCAUGCGAUUAUUUCGGUGUCCAAGCCUUCGGUACUAACCAACUUUUUAAAGAAAAACAACGAUAAUGCUAAUAAUGCAGAAAAAUAUUGCAUGGACCAUAUUAAAAAUGAUUGGGAAAUUCUCAAAAAAAUUCUUAACGCCUCGGACGAAAAUCUGGCAUCAUUGAUUCAUUCUAUUGUCAAUUUGAUGAUCAAAUUUCCUUUCAACCAUCCUAUCGUUCUGAACACAUCGCUCGCACGAGAAGAUUGGGAAGAUCACUUCACUCAAAUUUAUGUCACACCACAGAUUAUAAGCGUUGCCGAGACAGCGACGAAUUUCCGAACUCGGCUGGACCAAGCACUGAAUGAUGCACAAGUCAUCGGUAAUCUCAUAGAAGGUGAAAUCAACCAAACAUUUCCAAUGGACAUUCAAUAUUGUCAAGAAUAUUUACCAAGGUUAUGGAGAACAAUCGGUGUUAUUAACUUUGAAAGCUUCAGGGCUUUUUACUUCAAGGACAUUGCGCUCAACAAGAAGAAAGAGGCUGAGCGAAAAACUUUCAAGAACUUUAUAGAGGAAGAAUCGAACAAAGGUCAUUUACAGGAAACAUUCGAAACCUUGACCUCGGCAUUUAACGAGUUUGCAAAAUCCUGGAAUUUGAUAAUUGACCACGUGACCAGGUAUCAAUGUCACACACUACCCGAGGAAAAACCGAAGAUCAGUGUCAAUAGUCCAAUAGUUUUUGGUUUGAUGGAAGGAAGGGAUACGGGAAUAUUCUUAUGUGCAAUUUUAGAAUAUCUGGUCACUUUACAAAAUAAUUUUCUGCAAGAGGUGAUGGACAUUCCUGCCGGAACAUGCCAAUCUCUCAGAUUCUUACAAGAAUCAUCUUGGAAGGUAGAUGACACAGUUCCUUCAUCAUCCAAAGAUCCGGAACCUGCUACGGCCACUCCCAAUCCUUACUACAUGAGAUCUAAAAAAAUUGAACUAAUGCAAGAGGAAAAUUUCAUUAAUUACGAUUGGGACGAGUCAGUUCUCCAGUAUAGUCAACAUAACCUUGGAAUUGGACGCGGUCAGGACAUCAUCUUUGAUCUAUCAGUAAUCGAGUCAAAACUCGCACAACAACUUGUUUUCGAGAAGGUUCAUAUUGAAGGUGGAGCUGAGCAACAACUGUACAUGGAUCCCUUCCCAUAUCACAUGGAAUUAUUCCAAGGCUCUAUGAGAAUCUUAGGAGAGAUCAAAGUUUUAAUUCCGCAAGAACCAAUUCCAGUUGAUAAGAUUUCCAUUAUCACAGGCACAUCGAUCAAUGUAUAUCAACAACCGACAUUGACCAACUACUCGAUAGAUAAUGCAUCAGAGCUUUUAUCAUUUUUGGAAAUUCUUUUAUGUUUUGUCAAGAGAACGUCAGUUGGAGAUGGGGAAAUCUUACUAAAGGAUUUUGUGGACCAAUGGAUGAAACUAUCAAACUUAAUGAUAGAUACAGAAUACAAAAAUUUACUAGACAUAGAUCUGAAUCUUAAACACGUUAUAGCAUUGUACGAGUUAGUAGAGGAUCAGGUGGCGAACUUGGCAAUAAAAUAUAUUCCCGAGAAAUUUACUGUUGCUUUGGAUAGAAGUUUGGAGGAUGAAAUCGUAGAGGCGGUCGACUUUGAACAGAAGUCAACCCAGAUACAGAGAUUACCGGCCGAUGCCUUUGCGAUUGCUCUUAAGCGAUUUAUGCAAAGGUUCUUGUCGGUAGAAAGCAAUAAGGAGAAGCAUCCGUUGUCAACGUAUUUGACAGAUAUGACGUUGAGUCUAUGGCCACCUAAUAUUGACGAAGAGUUGGUGGAUACUUUCCCUAUGUCCUUGCUGGUGGAACACACUUAUGAAGCAUAUAAAUUUACGAUGGACAGAAUAAAUGUGAGAAAAUGUUACGCGUGA
Messenger RNA from Acaulospora colombiana, 13071 nucleotides. The record is from the annotation of a GenBank genome assembly. NCBI's taxonomy places the organism in Eukaryota, Fungi, Glomeromycota, Glomeromycetes, Diversisporales, Acaulosporaceae.